ACGUCUCUCACGCACUAGUUACGUCUGACCGUAAAAAAUAGAAACUUCCAAGAUGGCUGAGUCCGUGGACUCCAUGCAUUUCGCAGCAAAUAGCAAAACAAAUUCCCCUAAACCCUUGAUACCUAAACGGCCGCCCGAGAGCAGGCCACAGUCUUCCAGUGAUAUUUACUCACCACCCUCAAAGAAAGUCCGAAUCGAGGAGAAGAGCUUGAAACACAAGAAACUAAACGGAGAUGUCUGCGCAGGGGAAAAACACAACGGGAAGCAGAGUUAUGGAAGCCCAGCGAAAUGGAGUUUCGGCCCGGCCAAGGCGAGCAACUCCAGCGCGCCAGCUCCCGCUCGAAAAAUAUUCAAGAUCAGCAACUUCCUUGCAUCGCCCCAUAAAGUAAAAAAGGCAAAAGAUAAACGGCAUAAAGAUAAGGACCAAACCUUACAAACGCAGAGUUCCCCUAUCGCUAUGGAGAAAGUGAGCCCUGCUAGUUGCCAUACAAAGACGGAGAACGGUGACGUGCAAGUGUUUAAAAAAGAACAUCGCGUUAAAGACAACGAAAGAGACAAGAAAAAAGAGAAGGAUAAGGAGUUAAAUCAUAAUUUACCUGUGAAUGACAUUGGCAGUGAGAAUGGAGAAGUGAUUUCACAGCAGAAAGAGCCUGUUGAGUCGAAGGAGAUACUUCAACCCACGUCGGAAGAAGAGAUGCUGCUUAAGAAACUGAAGAAGAAGAAGAAAAAGAAACACAAAGAUGGUGAGCGGGAGAAGACCAGGCACAGUCGCCCUAAAAUGUACCACCGGUCGAGUCAGACGGUUUGUGCCGGUGUCUCUCUUGAAUUACCAGACUUCCUAACCAAGAUCAACGGAAACAGCAGCAAUAGCUUACGGCACAACACAGCCGCCCCACACCAAGACCACCUCCUGGACUCUGCCCUGGCUCCCACUGCCGCCAUGGCGCAGGAGAGGCUGGGCUUCAGCCCUCCUCUUCAGUGUGCCCCAUCGUCAUCACCGGUCCUGGAAGGCUUGGAAUUUGCCCGUCUGAUCCACGUGGAGCAGCAGGCGAACGGAGGGGCGUCGGUGGCGCACACCUACACAGAGCACCUGGCCCACCUCUCCCCGGCUGAGAUGCAGCGCUUUGCGCAGGAGUUUGUCACGCUGUCCUUCAGCGAGGACCAGGACCAGGCGGCACACUUUGUCAUGGGAAUCAUUCACGGAGCAGCGUCCUACCUCCCAGACUUCCUGGAUUACUUCUCCUACAAUUUCCCCAACUCGCCGGUGAAGAUGGAGGUCCUCGGCAAGAAGGACAUCGAGACGACCACCAUGGCAAACUUCUGCUCUCAGGUGAAGCGGACCUACUCCCAGGGAACGUACCGCGCAGGGGCCAUGAGGCAGGUCAGCCUGGUGGGGGCUGUGGACGAGGAGGUCGGGGAUUACUUCCCAGAGUUCAUCAGCAUGCUGGCGGACUCCCCCUUCUUGGAGAGGACACUGCCCUGGGGCACCUUCUCAAGCCUCCGUCUCCAGAGCCCCACGGAGAGCGACGACGGGCCCAUCAUGUGGGUCCGACCUGGAGAACAAAUGAUCCCAAUGGCAGACAUGCCGAAGUCCCCCUUCAAGAGGAAAAGCAGAUCCACCAAUGAGAUAAAGAACCUGCAGUACCUGCCGCGGGCCAGCGAGCCCAGGGAAAUGCUUUUUGAGGACCGGACCAGAGCCCACGCCGACCACAUCGGCCAGGGCUUCGAAAGACAGACCACAGCCGCCGUGGGCGUCUUAAAGGCAGUCCGCUGUGGAGAGGGCGGUGAUGGGCCGGCCCGGAUCACCAAAGAUGUGGUGUGCUUCCAUGCCGGAGAUUUCCCUGAUGUGGUCAUGAGGCUACAGCUCGACCUCCAUGAACCGCCGCUGUCUCAGUGUGUGCAGUGGAUCGACGAUGCCAAGCUGAACCAGCUGAGGAGAGAGGGAAUACGCUACGCUCGCAUCCAGCUCUACCACGACGACAUCUACUUCAUACCCAGGGGAGUGGUCCACCAGUUCAAAACGGUGUCGGCCGUCUGCAGCCUAGCCUGGCACAUCCGCCUCCGGCAGUAUCACCAAGAGGAAGAGGAGGAGAAGGGGGAAGAUGAGACGCUCACGCCGACACGGUCGCCGCUUCGACUCGAUGAGGAAGAGGACGACGAAGAUAAUGACGAUGAUGGCGAGGAGGAGGAGGAGGACGACGACGACGACGACGAGAGAGAUAGGACAAAGGACUGUCACGCUCGUUCGAAGAUGUCACCAGACUUUGGUGACAGAAGAAGAGAGGGCUGGAGGGACCCCUCUUCGCAAGGACACACGGGGGUCUACAAGGAGGAAGAGGUGGAGACGGACGGGAAGCCGCCAGCAGACGACUGCUCGCCCACGCCCAGUCUAGACCUCAUCAAGAAGGAGAGGGAGGAUGGUCUGCUUGCAGAGAGCCUAAUGGAGGUUACACCCAAAAAGGAGAAUGGGGAGGGGGUUGGGGGAGGCCAGGGAGAGGCCAGGGAUGCAGCCACUCGGACACUAUAUAAAGGGGUAGUAGAGGAAGGAGAGGCUGGUGCUCCCUGGACGCUACAGCACAUCAAAAAAGAGCAAGAUGUGAUAGAGGAGAGGCCGCAGAAGCCUACUCUCAAAGAGGAGAGGCCGCAGAAGCCUACUCUCAAAGAGGAGAGGCCGCAGAAGACUACUCUCAAAGAGGAGAGGACGCAGAAGCCUACUCUCAAAGAGGAGAGGACGCAGAAGCCUACUCUCAAAGAGGAGAGGACGCAGAAGCCUACUCUUAAAGAGGAGAGGCCGCAAAAGCCUUCUCUCAAAGAGGAGAGGCCGCAGAAGCCUACUCUAGCAGAGGACAGGCAGCAGAAGCCUACUCUGGCAGAGGACAGGCAGCAGAAGCCUACUCUGGCAGAGGACAGGCAGCAGAAGCCUACUUUCACAGAAGAUAGGCCGCAGAAGCCUACUUUCACAGAAGAGAGGCCGCAGAAGCCUACUCUGGCAGAAGAGAGGCAGCAGAAGCCUACUCUGGCAGAAGAGAGGCUGCUACAAAGCCCGGGUGUGAGAGAGAAAGCUAGAGAGGAUUGUACAGGCACUUGCGUACCAUCAACACCAGUCAGAAAGGAUAAGGAAAAGGUAAGGGCCAAAGAUAAAGAGGAGAGGGAGAAGGGGAAAGACAGGGAGAAGAAGGAAAAAGAGAGGGGGAAAGAGAAGGAGCGGGAUAAGAAAGACAGGCCCAAGGACCGGGAGAGAGACAAGGAGAGGGUCAGGGAGAGGGAGAAAACCAAACCUGUGGGUGUGACCUUGACACACCCACUGAUCCAAGUCAAGAAGAAGGAGGAGGACGGGACGCGAGAGGGCAGUGGUCACUCAACGCUCCCCUUUCAGAAGGAGGACAGGGGGUCCAAAGAGCCUGAGUCGGCCUCCAAAGCGCCGUCUCAGGUCAAGAGAGACAAGGAGCAUGACAAAGAGCGGCCCAGCGCUCCGCCUCACACCAGGCCGGAGAGGGAGGACUCUAAAGAGGGCAGCUUGCAUCGACACAAGCCCUCCCACGGGAAGAAGGAGAAGAGCAGCCACAGGGAAGGGAAGGACAGCCAAGCCCGGAGCAAGACGGCCAGAGAGGACGGAAAGCCAGGCCCCCUCAAACAAAGUCACGUCAAGAAGGAGGGAAAGAAGGACAAGGAAAUCAACAACAAGGAAGAGCGAAAGAAGACCAACGCCGCUCAGGGUUUUGCUCCGCCGCCCGACCACAAACCCACACCACGAACACUCAUCACCUUUGACCUCUUCAAGCCUAUGGACGCUCACCAAACGCUGCCUGUGUCCUACACAGACACGCGAGUCAAGAGUCACCAUCACGGUGAAUCGCGAGGCACGUCCGGCUCCAGGUUCGGAGCGGACAGUCGGACAUUAACGCCCUCAAAAGUACCCAAAGCUAAGGACCCAAAGCAGGCGAAAGCCACGCCGAACUCUGAGUCCCAGCUGUUGUUAAAACAGCCCCUUAAACCACACACCCCCCAAACCCAGAAGGACUUUUUAAUAUGAAUGUCUCAGCGUUUGGUUGUCUUUCUACUGUACAACUUCGCCAAGGCUGUGUGGAAGUGUCAUUUUUUUUAACCGCACCCUUCCUUCAUAUAUGAUCAUGUUCUAAAAUCUGUUUGGCCAAAGGACACAUUCCAUUGGAUAGCUCACACCAACAGUCACUAUGGUGAUCUGAACAGAGGAGGUACUUUAAAUGGGUGCUGAAGCAAGAAUGUAAGUUAAAUAGCAACAUUUUCUGUUGGUUGGCGAAUGUAUGUAGGCUUUUUUAAUCAGUGACCCAUCAACUGUUAGGUACUCAACCAGACCGUCUGCAAACAUCUGGUCUUUCUCUUCUGCUAUAGGAAACCCCAAUGUUUGAAACACUUCAUGCCCCUGAUAGGGAUUUUUUUUUUUACAUAUUGCUGUAGUCUUACCAGUUUUUAGUUUAAACACUUUGAAAUGUUUUCUGACUGGAUUCACUGACUCACAGGGCUGUAAAUACUACUGUACAGUAUAGAUGUAUUAGCAUUAAGGUGAGAAAAUGUAUACAGAUAUUGCAUAUAUUUUUUGUAAGAUGAGUUUUAUUUUCCAUAGAACUUAUUUAUAUCAUUUACUGUCAGUUUUUAUUUGAAACCAAUGUACGUGAGAAUUUUGUAAAUACAUUUUAUUUCCUAAGGUAAGACUUGGUAGUGUGAUUUAUACUCCAAAACUCUCAAUAAAUGGUUCAGAAUAUUUUGUGUGCAUUCUUUGUGUUAAGACAAGUUUUAAAUCGUAGAAGGACCAUGGUAUUUCCAAGAUGAAGGAAAGAUUGAGAGCCUAAUGCCGGCUUCUCCGACGACGCUACUCAAUGCUACAACCAGUAUGUUUUUAAAAUGCCUUUAGGGGUAGGAACGUUUGUUUUUUUUUGGCCAGUGAUGAUUCCAAAUUCUGAGUAUCUCAGGUUGCCAGAUAUUAAAUAAAGGGGCACCGUUUGUGCAGCAUUGGACGUAAAACAAACUAAAUGUAUCCAGAUAUACUAGAUUUGACGCAAGCAAAAAAAGCCUGGUAAAAACCGGUCGAUCGAGAUCUGGCGCUGCAAUUGAUAGAUGGAGAAAGCUUAGAACAGAAGGCUUUCAAGACCGAUGCAGCAUGAACUUGUUUAUAAUAUGCAAACAAUAAAUUGCAAGUGUAUUAACUCAUCUUACAAUGUAGGACUCGUCGCUCAUCAGUGUCGAAAUAUAAUUGCUCUCGUACCAAAUUAUAUUGCAGUCGUGUAGGCAGUGUAACUCAACCUGGCAACCUG
Molecule: messenger RNA, 5291 nt
Organism: Gadus chalcogrammus (walleye pollock)
Lineage: Eukaryota; Metazoa; Chordata; Actinopteri; Gadiformes; Gadidae
Product: lysine-specific demethylase RSBN1L-like
Exons: 8
Coding region: 53-4033 (1326 amino acids)
Cellular component (GO): nucleus
Source: RefSeq, a predicted model, not a curated record